Clarias gariepinus (North African catfish) is the source of this 1697-nucleotide messenger RNA. It is a transcript of the gene odr4, whose product is annotated as odr-4 GPCR localization factor homolog. Gene Ontology annotation, cellular component: endomembrane system. Bases 141 to 1484 code for a protein of 447 amino acids. Lineage: Eukaryota; Metazoa; Chordata; Actinopteri; Siluriformes; Clariidae. The transcript is spliced from 14 exons. Gene Ontology annotation, biological process: intracellular protein localization. The record is from RefSeq and is a predicted model, not a curated record.
CGGCUAUCUACACCGAAGGUAGUGCACUCAUUAUUUUAUUUAACUGCAUUUGUAUUUAAGCCACGUAGCUACAAGUAUUAAGCUAACAUUGUACAUUCAUGUUGCCAAGAAAGACAAGAAGCGUAUGAAAUAUAAUCAGGAUGGGUAGAGGCUACAUUGUUGAGGAGUGUGUGGAGAAAUACCUAACUAACCUGUCAGCAGCUGCUGGGUCAUGUGAGACUGGACUGUUUAUCGGCCAGUGUUCAGCACAGAGGGACUUUGUGGUUCUGGCUGUGCGGACGCCUCACAGAGACACAGAGGCACCCACAGAGAGCCGGAGCACCCCAAGCUCCCUGGACAGCAUUGAUGUGGAGUGGGUAGCUGAGCAUGCCAGACAGGUUUCUCGGAUGCUACCUGGAGGUGUGAGCGUUCUGGGUUUGUUUCUUAUCGCACCACCUGAGGCGUCAAAAGAAGCCCAGAACACGUUGAAAAAGCUUGUCUUUGCUAUGGAUAAAUCCUUAUCCAAAAGCAAACUAUGGGAUCCAUCCGAGGAUGAUGUGACUGAGCGCAUCACCCUGCAUAUCUGUUCGAAAACAAGGAAAGCCAUCUGCAAAACUUUUGAUGUUAAAGAUCCAAAGUGUUCAGCGAAGCCUGCAGAUUGGAGGUACCAGAGUGGCAUCUCCUCCUCAUGGCAUGUGAUUACCUGCAAUGUGCAGCUCGAUGUGCAGAUCCCUGUGACCUCUGAAAAGGUCGACAUGUCCAUAAAGGACGGACUGAGGACAUGGGCUAAACAGAUCGUGGCUGCUCUCUGUCUCAUAAAUGGCAAACCUGUAACAGAUGACUCGGAGCUUCUGUCAGGGCAGAAAAAGGGCACAAAGGCGAGCCAGCAGCAGACGGUUCGAGCGCAGAUCCUCAUCUCAUCUGAUGCAGAUGCAGGGCAGAUGUCCACCGCUGUGGUGCAGGACAGCAGCGGCUCAGUGUGUGUGAGAGGAGCCGUUCACUGCAGAGCUUACGUUCACCCCAACAAACCCAAAACCCGACAUGCCGCACUGGCACUCAAGAGGGAUGUAGUGAAUACAGUUUUCAACCGUGUGGAGAUGCUCCUGGAGGAUCUGCAUAUGAAUGAAAGAGCAGAUCUGGCGUCUGGGCAGCAGGAUCUUCCACGGCGUGUGUUUGCACCGCUAUCUGGCUCUGGCCUGAGUGUGUGUGACUACAUUUUCCCAGAUGAGAGCCCAGCGGAUGUGGCUGAGCGGUUUAAAGAAAUGCUCGGUUGUGACUUAUCGGAGGGGGACGUGGACACCAACAUGGAGGCUCAGACAUGUUGCUCUAUUUUGGAAGCGAAAGAUGGAUGUGAUGAUGAAGCCUCUCGCAGCUUGCCCGUCCAAUCCAGUACUGAAACAGUGCCAAAAAAGAAAGCAGCAAUACAAUAUGCAGCAGGCAUGGCGAUGGCAGCUGCAGUCGCCCUCUUGGCCACAGCAACGUCGCUUCUCUAUCUUUCUGAGUAACAUCAAGACUAGAUUUAUUAUCACUUCAUUAAAACUUUUCUAGGGCAUGAUAUUUUUUUAAACACAAUUCCCAAACAUGAUUAUGUCUAUGAGUCAGCCUAGAAGCGGAAUGCAUUAUUAUUAAUUUUGCCCAACCUUUCAGCAAAUUCCCACCCACUACAAAACCGUUAUAAUAUAUCUGCAAUUAAAUGUGUUAAGGUUCUCGAACAACCA